GGGAAGGGUGAGCUGACGCUGCGGCGGCUCCCGCGGCUCCCGGGCUCCGGCCUUUGUGCGGGCGGCGGGCGGCGCGGUCGGGUAGGGGCGGCGGCCCUGGAAGGCGAGGCAGGUGCCCCGCAGGGACGCCCAGCUCAGCCCAGCCCCGCUCGGCCGGCCCUGCCCUGCGGCCGGGCCCGCCCGCCGCGCCGCAUCCAUGUUCGACCAGAGGCAACAGCAGGCAAAAUGACUAGGCCAUCCGGCUGAGUUGAGGUGGUGUGAGGUAGGCCUCGGGGGCUGGGUCCCCAGGGGAAGAGGAGCAUUCGAGCCCAAUAAGACAGAGCCUGUUAGGCUGGGCUGUGGAAGGCCGUUCCAGGCAGAGGGAACAGAAGUGCAGAGGCCCUGAUAUGGGAAUGCAACGGGCAAGAUGGCUGAAGUGGAGGGUGUGAGCCACACCGGGGCCUGGGGUGACAAGCACCACCCCCCACUCCGGCCGGAGCACACCAAGCAGCUCCCCAUCUCUCCGGAAGCGGCUGCAGCUCUUGCCCUCUAGCCGACCCCACCCUGAGCCUGAACCAGGCACCAUGGUGGAGAAGGGGUCAGACAGCUCCUCAGAGAAGGGGGGGGUGCCUGGGACACCCAGCACCCAGAGCCUGGGCGGCCGGAACUUCAUCCGCAAUAGCAAGAAGAUGCAGAGCUGGUACAGUAUGCUGAGCCCCACGUACAAACAGCGAAACGAGGACUUCCGGAAACUGUUCAGCAAACUCCCUGAGGCCGAACGCCUCAUCGUGGAUUACUCCUGUGCCUUGCAGCGCGAGAUCCUCCUCCAGGGCCGCCUCUACCUCUCCGAGAACUGGAUCUGCUUCUACAGCAACAUCUUCCGCUGGGAAACCACAAUUUCCAUCCAGUUGAAGGAAGUGACAUGUCUGAAGAAGGAAAAAACAGCCAAGCUGAUCCCCAAUGCCAUCCAGAUCUGUACUGAGAGCGAGAAGCAUUUCUUCACCUCCUUUGGGGCCCGGGACCGCUGCUUCCUUCUCAUCUUCCGCCUCUGGCAGAAUGCGCUGCUUGAAAAGACGCUGAGCCCCCGGGAGCUCUGGCACUUGGUACAUCAGUGCUACGGCUCAGAGCUGGGUCUCACCAGUGAGGAUGAGGACUAUGUCUGCCCCUUGCAGCUCAACGGUCUGGGGAGCCCCAAGGAAGUGGGAGACGUGAUUGCCCUGAGUGACAUCACCCCCUCGGGGGCAGCCGACAACAGCCAGGAGCCGAGCCCGGUGGGCUCGCGCCGUGGCCGCAUCACCCCCAACCUUUCCCGUGCCAGCAGCGAUGCAGAUCAUGGGGCAGAGGAGGACAAGGAGGAGCAGACGGACAGCCAGCCAGAGGCCUCCUCCAGCCAGACAGUGACCCCGGUGGCUGAACCCCCGAGCACUGAGCCGACCCCCCCUGAGGGGCCCACCUCCCUGGGCCCCUUGGAUCUGCUGCGCAGUGAGGAGCUGUUGACAGACACGAGUAACUCCUCUUCGUCCACGGGGGAGGAAGCUGACCUGGCCGCCCUGCUCCCCGACCUCUCCGGCCGGCUCCUCAUCAACUCUGUCUUCCACGUGGGUGCCGAGCGGCUGCAGCAGAUGCUCUUCUCAGACUCGCCCUUCCUGCAGGGCUUCCUGCAGCAGUGCAAGUUCACAGAUGUGACCUUGAGUCCCUGGAGUGGCGACAAGUGCCACCAGCGCCGAGUGCUGACGUACACCAUUCCCAUCAGCAACCCGCUGGGCCCCAAGAGCGCCUCCGUGGUGGAGACACAGACCCUGUUCCGGCGCGGCCCCCAGGCGGGCGGCUGUGUGGUGGACUCAGAGGUGCUGACCCAGGGCAUCCCCUACCAGGACUACUUCUACACGGCCCACCGCUACUGCAUCCUGGGUCUUGCCCGCAACAAGGCCCGUCUCCGGGUGUCUUCUGAGAUCCGCUACCGGAAACAGCCCUGGAGCCUUGUGAAGUCACUCAUCGAGAAGAACUCCUGGAGCGGCAUUGAAGAUUACUUCCACCACCUCGAGCGGGAACUUGCCAAAGCGGAGAAGCUGUCCCUGGAGGAAGGCGGGAAGGAUGCCCGCGGACUGCUGUCAGGCCUGCGGAGGCGCAAGCGGCCCCUGAGCUGGAGGGGUCACGGCGACGGGCCCCAGCACCCGGACCCGGACCCCUGCACGCGGGCUGGCAUGCACACCUCAGGUUCCCUCAGCUCGCGCUUCUCGGAACCGUCUGCCGACCAGGGCCCCGGGGCAGGCAUCCCCGGCGCCCUGGUUCUCAUCAGCGUGGUGAUCUGUGUGAGCCUCAUGGUCCUCAUCGCCCUCAAUGUCCUCCUCUUUUACCGCCUCUGGUCUUUGGAGAGGGCAGCCCACACCUUCGAGGCCUGGCACAGUCUGGCCCUGGCCAAGGGCAAGUUCCCGCAGACGGCCGCGGAGUGGGCAGAGAUCCUUGCCCUGCAGAAGCAGUUCCACAGCGUGGAGGUGCACAAGUGGAGGCAGAUCCUGCGGGCGUCCGUGGAGCUCCUAGACGAGAUGAAGUUCUCGCUGGAGAAGCUGCAUCAAGGCAUCACGGUCUCAGACCCUCCCUUCGACUCCCAGCCACGGCCCGAUGACAGCUUCUCCUGAGGACCCCCAGCCACGUGGCUGACCCCCCCUAACGGACAGAUGGACACAGAGCCUUGGCGGCCACUGCUGGCACGGUGUGAGCGCCGGGAGCCCCUCCACCCACCCCUCCCAGUGGCCCAGCCAGGGGCCACGCAGAAAUGGGGACCACAGAACCGAGAUGCACUUUAGACCAGCGUGUGCAAGUCCAGCUGCCAUCGCCUGCCCAGCCAGGGAGCUGGCCUGGCCUUUGGCAGGCCCCCCGCUAACUUAUUUUGCCCCCCUGGGCUUGUGGGGGGGCGCCUCUGGGGUGCACGAUUCCCUCAGCUCUGGGUUUAAUGUAUUAUAUUUAUUUGGGGCCAACAGAGAGCCCCAAUAAAGGGUUGGAAAUGGC
Molecule: messenger RNA, 2988 nt
Organism: Zalophus californianus (California sea lion)
Lineage: Eukaryota; Metazoa; Chordata; Mammalia; Carnivora; Otariidae
Gene: GRAMD1A
Product: GRAM domain containing 1A
Exons: 21
Coding region: 564-2618 (684 amino acids)
Biological process (GO): intracellular sterol transport
Cellular component (GO): plasma membrane; endoplasmic reticulum-plasma membrane contact site; endoplasmic reticulum membrane
Molecular function (GO): sterol transfer activity; sterol binding
Source: RefSeq, a predicted model, not a curated record